AUGGGGUCCCAACGGCUGGGCCCCAGGACACACUACGAGGGGACGGCGGGGGCAGCCUGCCGACUCGGCAGCGGAGGCCCAGCGGCCGGUUUGCCGGCGCGUUGCCAUAGCAACGGCCGGGCCAGCUUCGGCCCCGGGGCCCGCCCGCCCUUCCCGCGGGGGCCCGUCCUGCCCCGCGACGCCAGGGGCCACUCACCCGGGCCCGCGGGCGGGCUGGCUUCCGACUGGCGCGCACACUCCGCCCCGGCGGUAGCCGAGCCCGGAAUUCCGCACCUGGAGAAACUUUUCGGCCGGCGGGGCAACCGCAAGGAGGUGGACGGGGGCCGCCUGGGGACAAAGUGCGUCGGCCGGCGCGAAGCCCUUCUCCCCGCAGCUGGGCUGUCAAGGAGGGAGACCCCCGGGUGCGCUCAGGGGCGUCCCCGCGAGCAGCUCCUCCUAGAGAUGGACCUGAGAACCCUGUCUCAGGGACAGAGAAGCAGACACGUUUUACAGGAAAUUAAACCUUUAUAG
Molecule: messenger RNA, 510 nt
Organism: Rangifer tarandus platyrhynchus (Svalbard reindeer)
Lineage: Eukaryota; Metazoa; Chordata; Mammalia; Artiodactyla; Cervidae
Source: the annotation of a GenBank genome assembly